ACCGCGGUGCUGUGGUUGUUGUGGCGGCUCGGAGAGGCAGCAGCGGAGCGUCGACGGGCGGAGCGGCUACCGGCGGUGAUUUUACAUGAUUAAAACACUAAACGGAGAGGAAGACUCGCGCGGAUCCACAGAAGCACACCUGAAACGCACGUUCGGUCAUGGAGUCCUAUGACAUUUUAGCUAACCAGCCGGUUGUGAUCGAUAAUGGUUCGGGGGUCAUCAAGGCCGGGUUUGCAGGAGACCAGAUCCCCAAAUACUGCUUCCCUAACUAUGUUGGGCGUCCGAAGCAUGUGCGCGUGAUGGCAGGAGCCCUGGAGGGAGACCUCUUCAUCGGACCCAAGGCCGAGGAGCACAGGGGCCUGCUGUCAGUGCGGUACCCGAUGGAGCACGGCAUCGUGACCGACUGGAAUGAUAUGGAGCGGAUCUGGCAGUACGUUUACUCCAAGGAGCAGCUGCAGACGUUCUCUGAGGAGCAUCCUGUGCUGCUCACUGAGGCGCCUCUGAACCCCAGCAAGAACCGGGAGAAGGCUGCAGAGGUUUUCUUUGAGACCUUCAACGUCCCCGCUCUCUUCAUCUCCAUGCAGGCUGUGCUCAGCUUGUACGCCACAGGUCGCACCACCGGUGUGGUGUUGGACUCUGGCGACGGUGUAACCCAUGUCGUGCCCAUAUACGAAGGCUUCGCCAUCCCCCACUCCAUCAUGCGCGUGGACAUCGCUGGAAGAGACGUCUCCCGGUACCUCCGGCUGCUGCUGCGUAAGGAAGGCUACAACUUCAACACGUCCGCCGAGUUCGAGGUCGUUCGCACCAUCAAAGAGAGAGCUUGUUACCUCUCUCUCAACCCUCAAAAGGACGAGACUUUAGAAACAGAGAAGGCUCAGUACGUCCUCCCCGAUGGAAGCACUUUAAAUAUCGGUCCAGCCAGGUUCCGCGCUCCCGAGCUGCUGUUCAGACCCGACCUGAUCGGAGACGAGAGCUCGGGCAUCCACGAAGUCCUGGCCUACGCCAUCCAGAAGUCCGACAUGGACCUCCGCCGCACGCUGUUCUCCACCAUCGUGCUGUGCGGGGGCUCGACGCUGAUCAAAGGCUUUGGAGAACGGCUACUGACUGAAGUGAAGAAGCUCGCACCCAAAGACGUGAAGAUUAAGAUUUCGGCUCCUCAGGAGAGGCUCUACUCCACAUGGAUCGGUGGCUCCAUCUUGGCGUCGUUGGACACGUUUAAGAAGAUGUGGGUGUCGAAGCGGGAAUAUGAAGAAGACAGAGCACGUGCCAUCCACAGGAAGACCUUCUAGGCUAAUGUCCCCUCAGAACUGCCCCCAUUAACCCCCAUCAUACGCUGGAGACUCCCUGACACCUGCGGGUCCCUCCUCCUCCUCCUUAUACACCCACCCGCUUCUAAUCCACCAUCAGCCUCCCGCUCCACCCCUCCACCUGCAGACACACACACACCUUUGUGUGUGCUCGUCUCAUAUUUACCUCCUCUGACCCCCAUGUUCUUCCUGUUGUCAGGUGACAGUGACAACACUCUCCAGACAUCACACACACACACACACACACACACACACACACACACACACACACAGGGCUGUCAGGGUGGUGGGAGGGUGGCGGUUUGCUGUGGGUGCUCUGAGCUCCUCGGCUGAAGUAUUGGUGUUGCUCUCUGAAGCCCUGUGAGGUCAUCAUGACGUCAAUAAACCUGAAUGUUUUUGUUUUCUUUGCUAAUGUUCAGAUUUCCAUUCCAGACGAACGUUUUGAUUUCAUGUCUGUUUUGUAGCCUUCUUUCUGACAUGAGUCUGCAGCUCUCUGCAGUGUGUAGUGCUAUUAAAACGCCACUGUAUUAUAGACCUGAACUGCACAGUUAUUCUCAGUACAGUUAAUUUAUCGUCCGCCGCUCAUCAUCUUCGUUACCAAUGAAAUGUUUUUUACGUGAACAUGGCGUCACGUGUUUGUGUGCAGAGGAAAAUGUUCAGCAGCGUCUUUGUCGGCUUUUUGUCUCAGCUGACGGGAUUAAAACAAAAUGUGCGAAAAGC
This is a messenger RNA of Archocentrus centrarchus (flier cichlid), 2027 nucleotides long. It is a transcript of the gene actr1b, whose product is annotated as actin related protein 1B. Bases 159 to 1289 code for a protein of 376 amino acids. The record is from RefSeq and is a predicted model, not a curated record. The transcript has 11 exons. Lineage: Eukaryota; Metazoa; Chordata; Actinopteri; Cichliformes; Cichlidae.